CCGUAACGGUCGAUCUGUUUCAAAAUUUCGGUGGCUUUGUUUCGGUUACAAAAUGUAAUAUUCCUUGUUUUUAUAUUAAAAUUUAACAAAGAUGACGGAAAAAUUGAAGGAUUAUCAAGUUUUAGACGUUUUCUGCGGAGGUACGUUCUAUAAAGUGAGACACAAGGUCACCAACAACAUAUUUGCGUGGAAGGCGUACAAUUGCUCCGCGUACUCGGACGCUCAAAUACAAAACGUCGUCAACGAAGUGAAAACAAUAAGCAAAGUGACUUCCGAGAACCUGCUGCGAUACUAUGAUACUAUACUUCACGGACCGUCCAAGACAUUGUACUUUGUUCUCGAGUACAACUCGUGGCGAAGUGUGCAGGAGCUGUUGGACGUCUGCAAGGCCACGGACAAGUUCUUCGCCGAGGGCUUCCUCUGGCACCUGCUCCUAGAGCUGGCGCGAGUGUGCAAGCUCAUCGAGGACCUACACUUUGUUGUGCUUCAGAAAUGUGUAACACCAGACGCGAUAUUCGUCGACGAAGGAGGUCAGCUGCGCGUGAACUGCUACGACUUGGCGACCAUCACCAGACCGGACUUCAUGCGGCAAAUCGGAGACAUUAUGCACAUACUUUGCUAUAGAGCGAGCGCAACCGACACCAAAAUUAAAGAGUACCACUACAGCGACGAUCUUAGCGAUGUUGUCGGUUUUCUCACAGAUGACAAAAACGUUAAUCUCCGUCCCGAUGUCGUUCUUUAUCAUCCCACUGUGCUGGCCAAUCUCGAAACGCAUCGUAGACCUAAGCACCUGGCGAACAUCCUUGUGGCAGCGGAUUAUUCACAUUGUGCAUCAGAAGCAAACAAAUGUGACUCCCAGAAAGCAGUGGAACUGUGUAAAGUGGUUGAGCCUGCUCCUAGAAGAAUAAUCAAACCGGUGGACAGUCCCAUUUACAUCAAUCUCAGCCCAAAAGUGUCACACAACUUACAAAUCGAGGAAGCUAAAUCUGCCCGAGGAUCUUUGUCUCCAACACUGGCUGCAUUGGCUCUUGAGCUGCCAGGCUUCGUACCUAGAUGCAGAAGACCAUACAGUGAGGCCAUGGAAAGGUCGGCGUGCCCUCAGAAAGUGUCAGAGGAGACUCUGAGCCAGCAAUGGAUGACUCGUCUCAUAGCACUGAGACAAAGGGAGGAGUCACUCAACAAAAGGGAGAGAGAUCUCAUCGCAAAAGAGAUAGUGAACAGUCCUGCUGCAAAAAUAGUGCCCCUGAACCUGAAUGACACCCAAGAUAAGCCGUGCGAGGGCGAGAGUGACGGUAUAACUCUGCCUCCCGUCAUCACGCAGGCCGGCGAGCGGCCCGAGUGGGUGUCGCGGCGGCGGCAGCGGCGCUCGGGCUCCGUGCGCGCGCGCCCGCGCCGCAAGAGCUACGCCUACGAGGACCUCGACAGCUCCCUGUCGGCCGACGCCGGCGACGGCAGCAUCAUCGUCACGUCCACCAGGUUCACUAAAGACAAUAUGCCCCGGCGCAACAUCUUCCCUGAGGUCGGAACCAAGAAAGUGCACUUCACUUCAUCUAAUCCAUUCAUCGAGAGCGACGAGAGCGUCACUCUCACCUUUUAUGAGCUGGAAAACGUGGACAGGGAUGGGUAUCAAUUGCCAAGAAACGAGACGAAACCCACUAAAGACAUCAGCAAGUUCAAGUACUUGGACAUGGAGAAGAUGGCCUCCGAGAAGAGAUCGGCCGUAAACUGGAGUCACUCCUCUCCUUCCAAACAGGCCAGGACCUCGAAGAACAUAUUUUCAGACAUAACAAACACGAGCGAUGCGAACAUCAGGAAGACUCCUUCAAAAUCUAGCCUCAUAUCCAAGAUUUCCAAUGAAUCAAGAUUCUCAUUGUCUUCGGUGAGGAGCCAGUGGAGCGUGGAGUCCAGCGUGAGCCGGGCGAGCGGCGGCAGCGUGGCGGAGCGCACGCGGGCCAGCGCGCGGCCGGGCGAGGUGCAGACGCCGCCCGCGCCGCCGGAGCUGAAGAAGGCCAAAAGGAAGUCCCUGCUACCGUUCAAAACGCCCUUCAAGUUCAAAUCUUCAGCUAAAGUGUGAGAUAUUGUUGUACACAUUGUUUUUGAUUAGUUUAUGAACCCACACCUUGUCCAGGAAGCGAGUUUCAUACGUGAAAUCGAUUGUAUUUCAGAAACAAGUGCAUAGUUUUGUAUUGAAAUAUUUUAUGCCUAUAUUUUUGUGAUCUCUUUCAAAAUUGUUUAGUGUAAAAAUGCAGAAUGGUAGAAAUGUGUGAAACUUGUGUGGUAAACUAAUAUGUAAUAGUAGUGGUGAGCGAAUUAGAUUAUAAUUACUUACUACGUACAUUGGUUGUGGCUUUUCUUAUAUUAGAUAUAAUCUAAAUUUAUAUUUACAUAGCUGUAGUAUCUUCCAUUUAUUUGUUGUUCGAAAUGAACAGUAGAAUUGGAACCAGAUUUCUAUUUUUAUAUUGAUUUUGUGUUAUUUUUGUAUUGUACAUAAACAAAUGAAAUACGGACAUCAACCCACCCUAACUCUAGCAUAGUGAAAUUUUAAAUAUUGUAUGUAUAAAUUGAAUGCAACAAGAAAUCAUAAAAUGCACUUUAUAAAUCAUGCUUUUAUUGUAUUGUAAAGAUACAAAAAUAUAAACUUAGAUUUAGUAAUUAGAAAAUAAGAAUGAAAUGAAUUUUAGUCUUAAAGUCUUCCAUGCAUCAUUAUAACAAUAUUAAUUAAUUGUAUUAACAAAUACUUUGGAUAUGGUAGUUAGUAU
This is a messenger RNA of Ostrinia furnacalis (Asian corn borer), 2759 nucleotides long. RefSeq lists its product as uncharacterized. Bases 92 to 2074 code for a protein of 660 amino acids. The transcript has a single exon. Gene Ontology annotation, molecular function: protein kinase activity; ATP binding. Gene Ontology annotation, biological process: protein phosphorylation. NCBI's taxonomy places the organism in Eukaryota, Metazoa, Arthropoda, Insecta, Lepidoptera, Crambidae. The record is from RefSeq and is a predicted model, not a curated record.